AUGGCUGGCAGGCAAAGCAGAGGUCGUCAAAGAAUCCCGAUAAGAUAUAUUGAAAAUAUGAACGAUUUGUAUCCCACAUUUUCAAAACGUCGCUUAGGCCUUUUCAAAAAGGCCAGUGAGCUCAGCACCCUGUGCGGUAUCGAUAUUGGGAUAAUUAUUUUCUCCCCUACGAACAUUCCACAUUCAUUUUUCCAUCCAAACAUGGAGUCGGUAGUUAGAAGACACCGUAACCAACAUUGUAGCGAUUAUGCCCGAAUUGUCGAGAUUUUUCCCCGGGCCCGAAUCAAGCAACUCAACGAGCAACUCGAUGAUGUCCUAACAACGAAAGAAGAGUUUAAAGAAAGAGAGAAAUACCUCGAUGGUACUCGGAAAAAGGGUUGGUGGGAACGAACCACUUUUGAAAACCUUAAUAAGGACGAGGUUUAUGAAUGGAUCGCUUGUUUCGAGAAUCUCCGUGCCCAAAUCGCCAACCAAAAUAAGGAAAUCAAGAACAAUGGUAGCGCGGGCAUUGCUAUGUCCGAAAAACAACAAGAGGAAUGUAUUUUUUGCACCGAUUUUCCGGACAUGACCACUGAUGACCCCGUUGCUACUAAUCCUGAUUUGCCCGAUAAUAUUAGCGAAUCGGAAAAACUCGUGUCCUCGAACUUUCAAUUACUUCCGGGACCUUCUUCUUCUUCUGAUAUGCUGGUUCAGGAUCAGUUUGAACAAAUUCCCGAUGAUAUUUUCAACUUUUCAAGACCUAAUUUUGAAGAAGAUCCAUUUCCGGGAAGUGAAAAUUUGGAUUUCAAUUUUAGUCCAUCUAAUUAUCUUCCAAAUACUUCUCAAGCUCAAGAUUGGCCAAGUGAAGAUGGCCAUGAUGAUGGUAAGUCUUCUUCUCAUAAACCAGACAAUGGUUCUAAAAGCGGCGGCGACGGCGACGGCAACGGAACCAAUUCUUAA
This is a messenger RNA of Andrographis paniculata, 939 nucleotides long. RefSeq names its product MADS-box transcription factor 22-like. Gene Ontology annotation, molecular function: RNA polymerase II cis-regulatory region sequence-specific DNA binding; protein dimerization activity; DNA-binding transcription factor activity, RNA polymerase II-specific. The transcript has a single exon. The record is from RefSeq and is a predicted model, not a curated record. The coding region runs from base 1 to 939 and encodes 312 amino acids. NCBI's taxonomy places the organism in Eukaryota, Viridiplantae, Streptophyta, Magnoliopsida, Lamiales, Acanthaceae. Gene Ontology annotation, biological process: regulation of transcription by RNA polymerase II.